Molecule: messenger RNA, 1903 nt
Organism: Oncorhynchus kisutch (coho salmon)
Lineage: Eukaryota; Metazoa; Chordata; Actinopteri; Salmoniformes; Salmonidae
Product: oligodendrocyte transcription factor 2
Exons: 2
Coding region: 168-968 (266 amino acids)
Biological process (GO): myelination; neuron differentiation; positive regulation of transcription by RNA polymerase II
Cellular component (GO): nucleus
Molecular function (GO): E-box binding; protein dimerization activity; DNA-binding transcription factor activity, RNA polymerase II-specific
Source: RefSeq, a predicted model, not a curated record
AUACUUAAGUCCGCUAUAAAACAUGUCAUCGUGCUCGUGCAUGCCAAAUGGGCUGUCAGUUGUGAUUGGGGAGUAACAAGUGGAUUCAACAGCGACACUUUUCCUGCACGGAGCUGCGCUCUACAUCUCUCGACUAUUGCGCUGUCUGAAUAAACCUGAGCAUCAUCAUGGACUCCGAUACCAGCCGAGUGUCUAGCCGACCUUCCUCCCCCGAAGUGCACGAUAUGUUUCUGCAUGCGAUGAAGAAGCAUAUGGUAGGCUUCUCCGGUACUGUCUCGUCCACACAGAGCGACUCUCCACCGGAGAUACCCGCGGACAUGCGGAGCCUCUCCGACGAUGAAGAUGAUAUCACUCUGAAAAUGCUGUCAAAGAAGGACCGUAAACUGCUAUCGGAGAACGAGCUGCAGGGGAUGCGACUGAAAAUCAACAGCCGGGAGCGGAAGAGGAUGCACGACCUCAACAUCGCCAUGGACGGUCUCCGGGAGGUUAUGCCUUACGCGCACGGGCCUUCGGUGCGCAAGCUUUCCAAAAUCGCCACUCUCCUCCUGGCGAGAAACUACAUCUUGAUGCUGAGCAACUCGCUUGAGGAGAUGAAGAGACUGGUCAGUGAGAUCUAUGGCAGCGGACACCACAGCAGCUUCCACCCCUCCGCCUGUGGGACCAUGGCGCACACUGGGCCACUGCCAGGCCAUCCGACUGUUUCCCACGCCUCCCACCCGGUGCACCACCCACUUCUUCCCCCUGCGGUCUCCACCGCAGCCUCUCUCUCAGCAACGGGUCUUACCUCGAUCAGACCCCACCAUGGACUCCUGAAGGCGCCCUCGGCCGGUCCGGGCCCCUUGGGCAGCAGUUUCCAUCACUGGGGCGCAGGGAUGCCCUGUCCGUGCAGCAUGUGCCAGGUGCCACCUCCACAUGUGUCCGGCAUGAGCGCUGUCACCAUGUCCAGGCUGACGAGUGACUCCAAAUGACUUGGAACACUUGUCAUAGAACGAGAGCAGGAGAAAAGUGAAAAUAACUUUCGGCUGUAGACGUCACCCUGCAUCUUAGUCCAUAUAAACACAUUUUUGUAUGUUAUUUAUCUGUUGCUGAAAUUAGCUUUGGAUUGAGCCAGCAGAAAUUCCCUACUUUAUCAAAACUGGAAGAGCGCUACUAACAUAGCAUUUUGUAACAGUUUUUAGCGUAAUUAAUAAAAGGUGCUUUAAAGACCCAUUUUAAUAUUCAAUAAUGGCCAUCAAUUCACUGGUUGCAAACCUUUCUUACAUUGUGGCUGCCAGGAAUAUACACAAUUCACAUGGAAUUACUGAUGGCUUUUUUUAAUGUUCUGGAUCAUUAUUUAAUGUAAUGUUCUGGAUCAUUAUUUAAUGUAAUGUUCUGGAUCAUUAUUGAACUUUAAGACUAGCCCAUUCCGAGACCGAAUAAACUAAACAACACUAUUUAGAUUUACCAAACUGGACGAGAGCACAAUGGUAAUGUAGAUUGUAAAUAUGUAGAUUCAGAAUUCUGUUUAUAUAGUACGAGAGAUUUUAUAUCAAGCCUUUUGGUUCAUGUUUGGAUUGACCCCGUUGUUAGCAUGUCUGCUUUCAGCCAUGUAGAGCUGGUACCAUGUUGCACCUGCUUCUUCCUCUGCCUCUUGUAUAAUAUGUCCCUUCAGUGUUCUCUCUUCGACGUCACUGCCGAGCCUAGAUGGCUGUUUUCUUGUGUAUAGUUCUAUUUCCAUUGUGUGUUGCCACGCAUGUCAGUCACCGCACGACACCAAGAACGAUCACUUCUUUAUGUUUCAUAUAUAUAUAAAAAAAAAGUCCUAAAUGAUAUUUAUUUACUUAUUUUCACUGGGAUUUCAAAUGAAUCAAUGACGAUGAUUAUUUGGGGAUUUUAAAUGUUAAAUAAAACAAGUUUAAUGAUA